Messenger RNA from Aspergillus pseudonomiae, 1590 nucleotides. RefSeq lists its product as uncharacterized. Gene Ontology annotation, biological process: negative regulation of MAPK cascade; protein dephosphorylation. The record is from RefSeq and is a predicted model, not a curated record. Gene Ontology annotation, molecular function: MAP kinase tyrosine/serine/threonine phosphatase activity; protein tyrosine/threonine phosphatase activity. Bases 107 to 958 code for a protein of 283 amino acids. NCBI's taxonomy places the organism in Eukaryota, Fungi, Ascomycota, Eurotiomycetes, Eurotiales, Aspergillaceae. The transcript is spliced from 2 exons. Gene Ontology annotation, cellular component: cytoplasm.
GCAGUGUUCCCCUCUCAACUGCUGUUGUACUACCACUCAUAUUAUCCACUGCUGAAUACUAAACGCUCAGAGCUUGCAGAUUUUACACCUGCUACAGGAAUAAAAAAUGGUUACAUCACUCGAGGUGCCACUGCCUACCGGCCAAGAGAAUAAGAAGCCUGAUGGAGGGAAACAGGAUGACGGAGAGAAAAAAGAAGAGGAUAACAGAGAGAUAACAGAAGGGGAUGACAGAGAGAAAACAGAAGAGGAAGAGAAAGAAGCAAGGAAGAAGAUACGGGAUGAGGAGCACAAAAGAUGGCUAAUGUUUUAUACAGCCCGGAUGAGGCACAUUGUUCCUGGUCUCGUUCUGGGUAAUGUCCAGGCCUCAUUCAAUCCAGAUAUGCUUCGAGAGAAUGGCAUCGAUGCUAUAGUCACACUUUGUGCUGAUAGAUAUGCAAAGUGGAAGAGCCACACGAGAAAAGUGGUUCCAGAACAUCGUCACAAAAGGGUCCAGUGUGCGGAUUCAUCGACACAGGACCUUCUAACUCACAUGAGCGACACCUGUGACUUCAUCGAACAGAUGGCUUCUCCGACCUUACGGUCAUCAUCUACUUUGCCAAAAGCAGAGGAGCACGAACUGAGUGAUGACUCGCGCACCGCACGUCCAGGGGCUGUAUUGGUUCACUGUGUUUUGGGAAUAUCACGUUCUCCAACUAUGAUUAUUGCAUAUCUCAUGCGCAAAUACGGUAUCAAGCGAGAAGAUGCACUGGCAUUCGUUAUGACGAAGCAGAGAGUCAAACCUAGUGCUAAUUUUACCCGACAACUUGAAAUAUGGGAGGAGGUGGGGUAUCAAGUGUGGGAGGAUGAGGAGAGGACAAUUCCGAAAGCACCAUACCAAGCAUUUCUGGAUGGCCGAGCAGCUCUUCUGAAAAAGUUGGGACUCACAGGAGAUGAACCCCUCACGCUCCUGACCCUUUGAAUAAUGGCCGACCAUAGGAAGGUUGCGCUUCAGCGCCUAUUAACCGCUAGAUCGAGAUUCACUGAGCUUCCCCUGAGAUUCACCACAGAAAGAGCCAUGCUUUAUAUUCACUCUGCCCCCAAGAUACUAACAGGGAAAAGGAGAAAAAAAACCGUAUUUGCCUGCUUUCUUUAACUUCUUUUUGAUCAACACAAUACACAAUAACAUGAUCUACAUCCGCUUCCUAGACAUACCGCAAGGAUGUCCGGCAUGCAGGCUGACAAUGAAGAGUGCCUAUCUCUUGUCGAUGAGAUGGAAAUUGAAUACAAGGGCCGAGACAUUUACACCUUCGUAAACACUGUUCCUGAUAAGAUCUUUCAAACCGACAAUAUGGGACUUUGGGCGCAGACUAUCUCUGGCGAAACAAAAAUCAAUCUGGGGCUGCCCUCUAUAAGGGCAUGGCUCAAACGACUCGCGGAAAACGGCCCUGGCCCAUUUGAGGAAUACUACGGGGUCAAAUAUAGAUUCGUUAAGCAGUCUCUUAAUCCCGGAUCUAGCACUCAGAUGUCAACACUGAGCUGAAUGGGCGAGCCACUUUGCAGCAAUUUUUUAAUUGUUUUUGUCUUUUUUAUUUUAUUUUAUGGAGAUUUCAG